CGUCUUGUCUUCAUCUGUAAAAAGACAAAGAGAGAGUGGCCGAGUUAAUCGGAGAGAGAUGACGGCGGCGAUGAAACUGGACGGAGGCGGAUCGGUGGCGGAGAGAGACGCCCGGAUGGCUCAUUGUGCGAUGGCGUUUGUUCAACUCUUUAACGGAGGAUACCAUGUGAUUACAAAAGUAGCACUAAACGUUGGAGUAAACCAGCUAGUCUUCUGCGUAUGCCGUGAUCUUAUUGCUCUCUCUAUCCUCGCUCCUCUCGCUUUCUUCCGCGAAAGAAAUAUCAGAACUCCCAUGAAUAGAAGCCUUCUUUCGUCAUUCUUCUUUCUGGGCUUAGCGGGAGUAUUUGGCAACCAAUUGUUGUUUCUCAUCGGUCUAACAUACACAAAUCCUACGUAUGCUGCUGCCAUUCAACCAUCAAUCCCCGUCUUUACAUUUCUCUUCGCUGUAAUGAUGGGUACAGAAAGAGUGAAUAUGUUGAGAAUCGAAGGUCAAGCUAAGGUCGGAGGUACACUUGUGUGUGUUAUGGGUGCCAUAUCUAUGGUUCUAUUUCGAGGUCCGGCCUUGGUAGGAGAUAAAGAUGCAGACUUUGCAAUGAACCAUGAAAUCAACGCUAAAGGUCAACCUGAGCCUACUGGGUGGAUAGUCUCUGUCUUUAUCGGUCUUGGGUUUGAGCAAUGGCACAUCGGUGUUUUGUGCUUGAUUGGUAACUGCAUGUGUAUGGCUGCGUUUCUUGCCAUUCAGGUGAUUGUUUCAGUUUCUUUGGUUAAGUUUUUGACAAACUCUGUGCAUGUGUCUUUUAAUGUGGAAACUCUACAGGCGCCUGUUUUGAAGAAGUAUCCGGCAAAUCUUUCAGUGACUGCAUUAUCAUACUUCUUCGGUACAUUACUAAUGGUCACAACAGCUUUCUUUAUGGUAAAGGAGCCAUUAGAUUGGAGGCUUACACAAUCUGAAGUUCUUGCAGUUAUCUAUGCUGGAGUUAUCGCAUCAGCACUGAACUAUGGACUCUUGACUUGGUCCAACAAGAUCAUUGGUCCUGCCUUGGUUGCUCUCUACAAUCCUCUCCAACCUGCUGCAUCAGCUUUCCUGUCCAGAAUCUUUCUCGGUAGCCCUAUUUAUCUCGGAAGCAUUGUGGGUGGAUUCUUCAUCAUCUUAGGACUCUAUAUGGUCACUUGGGCAUCAUUCAGAGAGCGAAAAACAGCAGUUUCCGAGAUUGGGAUGGUGUCUCAUGGUGCAAGAACCUCGGAGCCUCUGAUAUAUAAUGGAACAGUUAGCAGAAUAGGACAGUUGUUAUCUGGGUUACCCAGUUCCUCUGUGAAAUCUACAGACUAAAAAGAAUCCAUGUAAAGUUAAGAAUCAGAGAGCAGAACCCAUUUCACAUAAGCUUUUAACUUUCUGUUACUUUCAUAUGUUACUAAUAUUUUUUUUUCUUACUAAUAUAUUCCUUUAAGAAUUAA
Molecule: messenger RNA, 1455 nt
Organism: Brassica rapa (field mustard)
Lineage: Eukaryota; Viridiplantae; Streptophyta; Magnoliopsida; Brassicales; Brassicaceae
Product: WAT1-related protein At4g19185
Cellular component (GO): membrane
Molecular function (GO): transmembrane transporter activity
Source: RefSeq, a predicted model, not a curated record